Ilyonectria robusta is the source of this 732-nucleotide messenger RNA. RefSeq lists its product as uncharacterized. The record is from RefSeq and is a predicted model, not a curated record. The transcript has 3 exons. The coding region runs from base 1 to 732 and encodes 243 amino acids. Lineage: Eukaryota; Fungi; Ascomycota; Sordariomycetes; Hypocreales; Nectriaceae.
AUGGGCCCCCCUUCGACGUAUACUGCCAGCUGGACAUGGAGGACGAACGCCGUCGCCGUGCGCCAAGGUGGCUUGAUGGAGGCGACGCAAACCACGCGACGGACGCGGCUGCAGUUUCAGCACGGCAACGAACAGAUACGGAGGCGGCCUCGACGCCGACGAAAACGAAAAAAGGGACUGGCUGUCGAUCAACGGGCUAGCUCUCGGCUGAUGGGCGACUUGGCCUGGCUUGGAUCCCGUCUGGGCAACGGCAACACAAAGACACAGGCACACAGAGAGAAACAGGCCCCGGUGCCCGAGCACGCCGAGCGCCAUCUCGCGUGGCCGCCUCGAAAGCCGCACAGCAAGAACCCAUGGCUAGCGUUUGCAGGGAUUCUCAUUCUCACCAGCGUAAGCGUACCCGUCCCGCCGAGACGAAGAAGCACAAUCCACACAUCCACACUUCCACACUUCCACUUGCAGGCAUUCCACGCAGCCGUGACCCCAAACCCCGCAGCCCAGCGGCGUCCACAGAGUCGAGAUGGACAGAUCCGAGACCCCAGGUGCCAAGUUUGCAGAGGCCACCCAGUGAGAGGGGGCGAGCGAGCAUGGCCCAAUUGCCUCCUCUCCCACUCUCUCCUUUCUCCCACUCCCCCACUCCCCCACCCCCCCCGAGACAACAACGGCGGGUCCGCGGCGCCAUCCCAUCCCAUCCCAACCCCAUCUCCAUCCAUCCAGCAAGGUAACAUCUAA